GUAGCUAAAUUAUAUGCACAAGAAAACAAUAGCCAAAAGAUAAAAAAGCUAGGUAUUCAGAGUAAGUGAAUAUUAUUGUUUUCUUCUCCUCGUCUCUUCAUUAUACUUUUGUCUCCUUAGAUCCUUUCUUCUUCCUACCUUUUACCUCUUAAUCUAUUGCAAAAUAAUUAUGGCGGCUGCUUCAUCAUCUACAUCAUUAUUUGGAAUUAGAGAAGAAAAUCAAAGUCAGAUAACAACUUCUUCAGAUCCUUCAUCCACAAUUCCUCCAAAGAAAAGAAGAAAUCAACCAGGAACACCAAAGCCAGAUGCAGAAGUGAUAGCACUAUCUCCCAAGACACUAAUGGCAACAAAUAGAUUUAUAUGUGAGGUUUGCAAUAAAGGGUUUCAAAGGGAACAAAAUCUUCAACUUCAUAGAAGAGGACACAAUCUACCUUGGAAGUUAAAGCAAAAGUCUAACAAAGAUCCAAAGAGAAAGGUUUAUUUAUGUCCUGAACCCACAUGUGUUCAUCAUGAUCCUUCAAGAGCUUUAGGAGACCUAACUGGGAUUAAGAAGCAUUACUCUCGUAAGCAUGGUGAGAAGAAAUGGAAAUGUGAAAAAUGUUCAAAGAAAUAUGCUGUUCAAUCUGAUUGGAAAGCUCAUUCUAAGACUUGUGGCACUAGAGAAUAUAGAUGUGAUUGUGGCACCCUCUUCUCUAGGCGUGACAGUUUCAUUACUCAUAGAGCAUUUUGUGAUGCACUAGCACAAGAGAAUGCAUUAAGACACCCUAACCCUUUUGGGAGUACUCAUCAUUUGUAUUCCACAACAAACACAAGCCAUCACAUGAAUUUAGGCCAAAUUUCUCAUCAAUUACAAAAUCAUCAAAACCAAACUAACAACAACAUUUUGCGCCUCGGAUCAUCAUCAUCGGCGCCAAAAUUUGAACAACAAUUAAUCACAUCACAACAACCUUUGAAUCAUCACUCUUCAUUUGCUACAUUCUUCAUGAGUGAUAUUCCAAAUCAAUCAUCAUCAUUUGAAGAACACCAAUUUACAAACAAACAACUUCAUGGUUUAAUGCAACUUCCUAAUCUUCAAGGAAACAAUACAAACAAUAAUGUUUUCAACCUCAUGAAUAAUAUUCAAGAUCAUCAACAAUUCAACAACCCUCUAAUUAAUGAUCAUCAUCAUCAAUCAAUGUUUGAUCAAAACAUGUCUAGUGAUCCUCACAUGUCAGCUACUACAUUGCUUCAAAAAGCUUCACAAAUUGGUUCAACAAAUUCAACAAACAACAACAAAGGUAACACUAACAUUAACACCGCUUUUGGAAAUAGAAGUUCAAGUAUGGAAAAUGAUGAUGAUGACAACAAUGAUGAACUUCAUGGAUUGAUAAACUCUAUUGCAAAUGGAAACACAUCAUCAUCCAUAUUUGGUGGAUCAGAUAAGUUAACUUUAGAUUUUCUUGGUGUUGGUGCAAUGGUUAGAAACAUGAAUAGUGGUGCUGGAUUUUCACAACAUGCUAUGAAUACUACUAGUAUGGCUUCUUUGAAUCAUGACCUAAAAUCAGUUCAGUCAAGUCAAAGUCAACACUUUGGAAGCUCAAAUUUCAUGCAAUGAGAAAAGUGAGGUUAGGGAGAGAAAAUUAUUUAGUUAAAUGAAAUUAAUAUUUAAUUUCUUGUUAGUUACAUGUGAAGUCAUUAAUUAAGUACUAAACUUUGUUUAAAAAUUUUUAUUUUUGAUUUCCUCAAAAGUGUAGUUAAUUGGUAAAUUAAGGUUGCGAUUCUAAGAAAUGACUACAAUCCUUGUAUUUUUUUUAUAUUAAAAAUCCUUGUAUUAUGUUUGUAGAAUA
Messenger RNA from Trifolium pratense (red clover), 1826 nucleotides. RefSeq names its product protein indeterminate-domain 4, chloroplastic-like. The transcript has 4 exons. Lineage: Eukaryota; Viridiplantae; Streptophyta; Magnoliopsida; Fabales; Fabaceae. Bases 170 to 1594 code for a protein of 474 amino acids. The record is from RefSeq and is a predicted model, not a curated record. Gene Ontology annotation, cellular component: nucleus. Gene Ontology annotation, molecular function: DNA-binding transcription factor activity.